UAAUUAGCUGUACAGUUACAAAGCCAUCACCCAGCCAGCCAUUUGCUAUGGUGAAGACAUUAAAUCCUUCUUACUGUACAAAUCCAGCCGAUCGUCUUCCUCGCAGCUCAAUCCCAUCUUAUUUUCUCUGUUUCUCGAACUAAUUGCUUUAUCCGUUUGCUCUGAUGGGUGUAUUGUUGUAGUUUGGUGUCGAUUUGUUUGGGAUUUUUUAUGCUGUUUCUCGAAAUCCCAGUUUGGAAGAAAGAGCUGUUCCUGCACCUACCAUGGCGACAUUCUAACAAUUAAUUACUUCCUUCUCCUACCUGUUUGCACUCUUGAACCGAAUUCUAGUUUCUAUAUCAGUUUGUGGAGGCAAUUCGUUUGGGGGCGUUUGCAGUUGAUUUAGCGAAUUGGGGGAAAAUGAAUUGGGGAUGUAUUUUCGCUUUUGUGCUGCUGAUAAUGUGUCGGCAGAUUGAUGGUUUCAAGUUCCAUAGAACUCAACACACUGAGAGGAUCUCGGGUAGUGCCGGUGAUGUCUUGGAAGAUGAUCCUGUGGGAAGGUUAAAAGUGUUCGUUUACGAGCUUCCGAGCAAAUACAACAAAAAGAUUUUACAGAAGGAUCCGCGAUGUCUGACCCAUAUGUUUGCAGCCGAAAUUUUCAUGCAUCGCUUCCUUUUGUCUAGUCCUGUUCGUACCCUAAAUCCGGAGGAAGCGGACUGGUUUUACACGCCUGUCUAUACGACCUGCGACCUCACUCCUAACGGUCUCCCUCUCCCGUUCAAAUCACCGCGUAUUAUGCGGAGUGCUAUACAGCUAAUUUCUUCCAACUGGCCUUACUGGAAUCGAACUGAAGGAGCCGAUCAUUUCUUUAUCGUGCCCCAUGAUUUUGGCGCAUGUUUUCACUAUCAAGAAGAGAAAGCUAUCGAAAGAGGGAUCCUUCCGUUGCUACAACGAGCUACUUUGGUUCAAACUUUUGGACAACGGAACCAUGUUUGCUUAAAGGACGGAUCGAUCACGAUUCCUCCAUAUGCCCCUCCGCAGAAAAUGCAGGCUCAUUUAAUUCCUCCUACUACGCCGCGAUCCGUCUUUGUUUACUUCCGAGGUUUAUUUUACGACGUUGGUAAUGAUCCCGAAGGUGGUUACUAUGCAAGGGGCGCACGAGCAUCAGUAUGGGAGAACUUUAAGGACAACCCUUUGUUCGAUAUUUCCACGGAGCAUCCAACGACGUAUUAUGAAGAUAUGCAGAGGGCGAUAUUCUGUUUGUGUCCCCUUGGAUGGGCGCCAUGGAGUCCCCGACUGGUCGAGGCUGUCGUGUUUGGCUGCAUUCCUGUUAUUAUAGCCGACGAUAUCGUGUUGCCGUUCGCUGAUGCAAUUCCAUGGGAAGAAAUUGGCGUUUUUGUUGCCGAGAAAGAUGUCCCGAAGCUCGAUACUAUUCUGACGUCGAUACCUAUCGACGAAAUACUUCGGAAACAGAGGCUACUCGCCAAUCCCUCCAUGAAACAGGCUAUGCUGUUUCCGCAUCCUGCGCAGCCGAGAGACGCCUUCCACCAGAUCUUGAACGGGCUCGCUCGUAAAUUGCCGCACGACGGAAAUGUUUACUUACGACCCGGGGAGAAGAUCUUGAACUGGACUGCUGGCCCCGUCGGCGACCUUAAACCCUGGUAGACAAUCCGAUCCCGGAAUUCGCGAUCGAGGUUCAAAUCGGCGUAUCGCGGGUAUUCGAAUUGGCCCAGAAGUUGAAUUCAUCGGUAAUGUAGGUACAUCAAAGCGAUACAACGGAAAACGGGGAAUCGUCGUACAAGAAAUCGAUGAACGCCGGCACGUUCAGAAGUGUAUUUCGUGCCGCUCGUAGAAGAAUUUGCCGGUGAUGGAUUGAUCGGGAAGCAGCGCAAGCCAGACGGCGGUGUCGGCCCCUUCCUCGGGCGUAACAUUCCCUUUCCAGCCGGUCAUCGCCGUCCUCACCCACCCGGGGCAGUAGCAGUUGAUGUAGAUCUUCUCUCCUUCCGGUCGAUCCGAAAACUCCCGCGCCAUCAGCCUCGUGUACGUGUUGACGGCGAGUUUCGACAGCGAAUAGUCUGUGCUGACCGGAGGCCAUCCGCCGUCCUCCCACGUCCCGUCGUUCACUUGGUCGAGAAACGCGUUCACCAUCUCGUCGAUCAGCUCCUCCGACAGCUGCGCGUCAUUUUCGAGCUUCUGCCGCCACUCGUCGUUUUCGAGCCUCUGCAGACCCGGUGAGAAAAAUUCGUAAGAUUCUCGACUUGAUUCGAUUCGAUUUAAAUAUCGGUAGCGACACUUACGUGUCGCUUCGCGUUCAGUCUUCCCAAUUUGGAGCUGACGUUGACGAUGCGAGCCCCGGGUUCGGAAGCUCGCAUCGCCGGUAUCAUCGCCUUGAUCAUGUUCUUGGUGCCGAAGUAGUUUGUUCGGAUUACGUUCUCGGCGUUCUCCAUCGAGUUAUCGGACCCGGAAUUGAAAUUCACUCCGGCAUUGUUCACCUGGAAAAUUCGACGGCGACGACGGAGAAGAAAAAUCAGACAGAGAUCAAAAAAUGUAAGGAGUUAGGAACGGAGAUGUAGGAAUCUGAAUCACCAGUAUGUCAACGCCUCCGUAGGAUUCCUUAAUCCAAUCGACGAAGGCUUCAAUCGAGGAAGGAUUGACAAUGUCAAGCUGAUGGAACACGACGUUCAGACCGCCUUCCUGUAAGACCUUUGCCGCCUCUUCUCCGACGGCGGCUUCGCGCGAUGUAAGAACGACGGUUAAUCCGUGGAGCGCGAGCUGGUGUACGAUCUCGAAUCCGAUUCCUCUGUUGGCGCCGGUCACCACCGCGACCGUUUCGGAGCUCCACCAUCUGAGGAUAAGAUGUAAUUUUCCGACAGCGGAUUUGAGAAAAUUUUUUGUCGAUUUGAAAGGAUCGAAUCGUACGUACCUUCGGUGGUCGGAAUACGGAAUGGUACGGAGGAGAGAGAUCUCCUGCCGUCUUCUCUCUCUCUUCUCCUUUGCUUUCUCUUUCUUGUCCAUUUUCGACGAACACGAACCUUGUCUGUAUCUAUCUGCUGCAAUGGAGUUCGAGGUCGGGGAAGGAAGGAGAAACAUAGGAGGCGAAAGGUAUGUAACGGAAUUAACAAACAUGGGAGACAACCAACAGCUGUCUGCCACGUGGCGCAAUCGUAUUGCCCCUAUCAAAACUAACUUUUUUUUUUAUUAUAUAUUCUUUUACAAAAAAUAUCAUAAAAAAUUUUAAUAAACAAUUCAAACUUCAACCCAAAUCAAAC
Molecule: messenger RNA, 3248 nt
Organism: Andrographis paniculata
Lineage: Eukaryota; Viridiplantae; Streptophyta; Magnoliopsida; Lamiales; Acanthaceae
Product: probable beta-1,4-xylosyltransferase IRX10L
Exons: 5
Coding region: 400-1644 (414 amino acids)
Biological process (GO): glucuronoxylan biosynthetic process; plant-type secondary cell wall biogenesis
Molecular function (GO): glucuronoxylan glucuronosyltransferase activity; 1,4-beta-D-xylan synthase activity
Source: RefSeq, a predicted model, not a curated record